CCGGAUACGGGCAGUGAAAGCGACGAUGAACGCUCCACGGACCGAGUACCAUGUCAUGCAGGGCUCUGUGCCCGACGUGACGACGGAGGCCGGGCGCCAGCUCAUGGACCAGGUCGCCGCCAUGGACAGCGGCGCCAUGAUGACAGAUGGCGCGCCGUACGAUGGGCGGGGCUUCUUGGACCCGUCGGACCGGCUGUACCUUGUUGAGCAGGCACAGGCCGGCCGCGAGAAGGAGGAGCGCGAGCGCGCUCUGGAGAAGGACGCGGUUCGAUCGUUCUACGCGUUUCAGAGGAAAGAAGGCCCAAAACCGCGCCUCCAGGAAGUACCGGACCUCGUCGAAAAGCCCGUGCUGCCCACGACGGCGCCGAUCGUCAUCGUCCCAAAGAAGAAGACGACGACGACGACCAAGCGCGUAGCGGCGCCAAAAGCCGCGCUGCCCGCCAAGAGAGCCAAGACGGCCAAGCAGCCAAGCCUCGUGGGCUAUGACUCGAGCAGCGACAGCGAGGCCGAAUCCCCGAAAUCGUAGUCUCUUUCCUUGUACAGUCUUUGACGCGCUGGUCCUCUGCGCCCAGGUAGCUCGCUACGAGCACCGCUGGUGGACGCUCGGUGCUUGCUUUGGGGUAUGCGACUGCGCGAUGCGUGCAGCUGAUGCGUGCAAGUCCUCGAUCGGCGGCGGUUCGAACCGGUUCGCAACCGUGAACCGAUAACCGGUUAACAUCGACGCGAGAUUGAAUUUAAAAUUUAAAAUCGGUUUGAUUGAAUCGAUGGAGCGCGGACAAGGCCGUGGACGUGGACGCGGUGGCCGCGGGUCGGCGCCGGACAGCAGCGCCGGACAAGGACGCGGUGGCGGUCGUGGGCGCGGUGGCGGGCGCGGCCCGCCGAUUGCGCUCUCGGAAGAGUUUUGCAUGGGCAUUGCCACGCAACUCAAGGAGCUCAUGAACGACCCGUCGAUUCCGCACGUCGUGUUUCCGAGCUCGCUCGACAACACGGAGCGCCGGUAUAUCCACACAGUUGCGAAGAAGUACGGACUCUUCUCCAAGAGCAAAGGCAAGGGCGACGACCGCUUCAUCCACGUGAGCCGCGCCAAGACGACGGUCAACAUGGAGACGGUCUCGCUGCGCAUCGCGCCGGCGCCUCUGAGCGUCUCGAUGGACACGAUCCAAGAGAUGCAGGACGUCUUGACGCUCGAUGCACCAUCGCCAGAUCGUGCUCAAAUGGCCAUGCCGCCGCCGUUCCGCAAGCCGCGAGCGGCGUUCCGGUCGGCGUUUCCGCCCGUGGCGCCGCCGCACAAGUACACGACGUCCCAGCGCGCGCUUCCUGCGCAUGCGCACCGCGACGAGAUUCUGGCGCUCGUGAAGAAGCACCAGGUGGUCGUUGUCGCCGGCGACACGGGCUGCGGCAAGUCGACGCAGCUGCCGCAGUUCCUCAUGGACGCGCCUGGCCCGGCACGGCGCAUCGUCGUGACGCAGCCGCGGCGUAUCUCGGCCAUCACGCUUGCCGAGCGCAUUAGCGAUGAGCGGAGCCUCGAGGUCGGUAAGGAGGUCGGGUACUGCAUUCGGCUCGAUGCCAAGUACUCGCACGCUGCGACGCAGCUCAUCUUUGCCACGACCGGUACGCUCCUGCGCUGGCUCGGGAGCGAUCCGCUCGGGAAGCAGUUCACGCACAUUGUCGUCGACGAGGUCCACGAGCGCGACAAGGACACGGACUUUCUGCUUGUCGUGCUCAAGCUCAUCCUGCCGCUGCGUCCGGACCUGCGCGUGAUCCUCAUGAGCGCGACGAUCCAGGUCGACAAGUUCUCGGCCUACUUUGGCCAGUGCCCGAUCGUGAGCAUCCAAGGCCGCAUGCACCCCGUCCAAGCCUGCUUCCUCGACGACGUCCUCCUCCUCCUCGACAGCUCGGUGCCGAGCGGCAAGUCCAAGGCGUCAACCAACGAGCGACCGAAGAAGAAGCAGAAGGCGCUCGACGCGUCCUGCGUCAUGUGCGGCAAGUGCGACUUUACGGACGAAGGGGACUUUGGCAUGCACGUGGCCACGUGCUUUGGCGGGCAGUGGGCGCCGCCGACGUCGACGCAUGACGCAUCGCUCCUCCUCUCGGCGCCGGCGGACGAAGACAUGGAAGCGCCAUUGGACGACGCGGUCCUUAAAGGCUCGGUCUGCGACCAAGUGGCCCGCCGCCUUGCCGCCAAGCGCGCGCACGCCAAGCCCAGCGUCAUCGACAAUCUCGUGUCUUCGUACCAGCUCUCGCAAGACGCGCUCGGCAUCGACGGCGGCGUCGAUGUCGACCUUGUGGUGCGGCUGUUGGGGCACCUUAUGUCCGUGUCGUACGGCGAGGGCGCCAUCUUGGUCUUCUUGCCUGGCUGGGACGACAUCCAAGCCAUCGCUGACGUCCUCGACAUGCAGCCGGCCUUCCGCAAGUGCAUGAUUGCGAUCCUCCACUCGCGCCUCUCGCCGCAGGAGCAGAAGCGAGCGUUUGCGCGGCCGCCCAAGGGGUCGCGGAAGAUCAUUCUCGCGACCAACAUUGCCGAGACGAGCGUCACGAUCGAAGACGUGGUUUACGUCAUCGACACGUGCAAGUCGAAGCAGUCCAAGCUCAUCAACGGCUACAGCGCGCUGCACACCGAGUGGGUGAGCGACGCCAACUGCAAGCAGCGCCGGGGCCGCGCCGGCCGUGUCGCGCCCGGCGUCUGCUUUCACUUGCUCACGCGACAGCGCUUCGAGUCGCUUCCGGCCUUCUUGACGCCCGAGCUGCUCACGACAGCACUGGAAGACUCGGUCCUGGCCAUCCAGAUGCUGCAGUGGCAGUCGGGCGACUCGCUCGGCUUCGAGUCCAUUGGCGAGUUCCUUAGCCUCGCGCCCGACCCGCCGCUCGCCCACGUGGUUGAGGGCGCGAUCGCGUCUCUGCAGGCGCUCGGGGCGCUCAACUCGGACGAGUCGCUCACGUACCUCGGGUGGGAGCUCUCGCAGAUGAGCCUCUCGCCCACGAUUGCCAAGACGCUGCUGCUGGGCACCUUCCACGACGUCGCAGCGCCGAUUCUCUACUCGGCGUGUGCGCUAAGCUACCGCGAGCCGUUCGAGUCGGAGCUCGGGACGUCUGGCGCGCAGCGCAACCAGCGCCGGCUCGUCAAGGCCUCGCUCUCGAAUGGCCACGAGAGCGACCACUGGGUGCUCUACGCGGCCAUCUACGGCUUCCUCCUCGCGUCCGACCGCGACCGCACUCACUAUUGCCGCUCCAACGGCUUGCUCCAGCCCGUCUUGUACCACACGUCGGGCGUCAUCAAGCAGAUCGAGGUCGAGUACACGAACCUCGGGUAUACGAUCCCGCCGCCCGUGGGCCCGCCGAGCCCGCCGAUGGCCAUGGCCGUCCUCGCGUCCGGUCUGUACCCGAACCUCAUGUACCGUGACGUUGGCUCGGUCCACUACACGACCAAGGACAAGUUCAAGGUGCGUCGCGCGGGUGCGUCCGUCCUCUCGCCCAAGAAGCCCACGAGUCGCGAGUGGGUCGUCUUCCACGACAUGAUGCAGACCGAGCACGCGCGCACGGCGCAGGUGAUGACCAAGGUGCAUCCGUUCACGCUGGCGCUCAUGGUUGGCGCGUCGGCCGUCAUCGAGGAGCUGCCCGACGUCGACGACGAUGACGACAAGAAGAAGAAGAACGACGACGACGAGGACGAGGAAGCGUUGUUCAUCGACGGCGUUGUCCUCGUCAUUGACGGCUGGAUCGCUCUCCAGAUGGAGCGCGAGGUCGCAACCCUCAUGCUGCGCCUGCGCCAGCGCCUCAGCGACGCCUUCCUCAACUACGUCGCGGCCAAGAGCCAUGACGCGCUGGCGCCCGCCGACGCCACGCUCCUCCACGCCGUGGCGUCGUGGACGGGCCGCGAGACGCAGCGCUAG
Molecule: messenger RNA, 3890 nt
Organism: Saprolegnia diclina VS20
Lineage: Eukaryota; Oomycota; Saprolegniomycetes; Saprolegniales; Saprolegniaceae
Exons: 9
Coding region: 765-3890 (1041 amino acids)
Cellular component (GO): cytoplasm; nucleus; intracellular anatomical structure
Molecular function (GO): G-quadruplex RNA binding; ATP binding; DNA helicase activity
Source: RefSeq, a predicted model, not a curated record